Messenger RNA from Durusdinium trenchii, 1468 nucleotides. Lineage: Eukaryota; Dinophyceae; Suessiales; Symbiodiniaceae. The record is from the annotation of a GenBank genome assembly.
GUGAUGAUGAUCAGCAAAAGGCUGAACGCAUGUUGAAUGGGCGCACCAACCUAAAUAAGGCCAUCUCUGACAGCGACCCGGACGUGUUCAAGAACUUCAAAGCACUGCAAGGGCGAAGGCCAAUGAGAGCCAUCAAGGACAGCACAGAGCUUUCAAGCGGAGAUGCUGACUUGGCACAGCCGUUCGUCCUUCGAAAAGGACGCAAUUUGUUGAAGUUCUUGCUCAAGGACGAAACACAGCGAGGCAUCCUUGAGGUUACAUUCAACAAGUUCAAGGCGGAUGUGAAGAGUGGUUCCGAGACCAAGCACUUCCAGGUGAUCAACGAAGAGGAGAAGGAGAUAAACUCAGCAAUUCACAGCAAAGUCAAGGAGGUCUUGCCGUCCACAUGGGCUGAGAUGGACACACGUAGUGCUUUGGAAGGAGAAGAAGUAGAUGACACAGCAUUUAACCAGUUGAUGGGCGUUUGGAUCCUCGCCAACAAAGAAGGUUCAGUUUCUUCUGGCUUAGAAGCCGGUGGAUUUCAGUCGCUCCGGAUGCAAGUGCAAGGUGGCAGGUUGGUAGCUUUAGCUGAUGCCAGGGAGCUUUGCCACUACUACCGGGAGAAUUCCAUGGAGAAGGUUCUGGAUAAUUUUGGCAAGAUGAAUUUGGACAAUUGUCCGGACGCCUGGGAGGUGCCAAGCCUCAGCUUCGAAUACCUGAAGACUGGGGACCUGCUCUACACCCCUCCUGGCUUUAUGAUUUGGGAAAAGUUCAUUUGCGACACCUCAGUUGCGUUGCGAACAAACCUGUUCUACUUCACAGCCCCUUUGGCGGAUGCAUUCAUGGCAGCUAUGUCACAAGUUGCCUCAAGGCCAAUGUCAGAGCUGAUGGUCAUGAUUACGGAACAUCACUUCCCUGCCAGCGAAGAACCGUCCCCACUCCUUUUCAACGAUGGCCUCGAAGACUUCGUGCAGCCUACUAUUGCUUUGCAGGCAGAGUCACUGGAGUCAACGGCUGUGGCCGUGGCAUCACCGAAAGCAUCUGCAACAGCCGCGAGCCCGCAAGAAGGCAAUCCCAUGCCCGCGAUGCAGAAUGCAGCCGCAGCCGCAGCCCAUCCGGAAACACCAGCCACACAGAUGUAUGGUAGCGAAAUGCCCGCUGCCCAAGCCCAUGCUGAGACAAAGGAGACAGGCAAUUCUGAUGAUGAGUCCAAGGCCAAGGCCGCAAUGGAAGCCCAUCCAGAAGCCCUACAAGCCACACACCGAUACACCGACAGCGAAAUGACCGCUGCCGAUGCUGAGACAGAGGAAGAGUCCAAGUCCAAGGCAGCGGCAAAGGGCAAAGCUGAUGCUGGCGCCGAGGGGAGCUUGUCGUCUCCGAAGAAGUCAGCACCUUCACCGGAAGACAGCGAAAUGCCCCCUGCCGAUGCUGGGACGCCAAAGGGCAAAAUGCCCCCUGCUGAUGAGAGGAGCUUGCCGUCUCCGAAGAG